Molecule: messenger RNA, 1524 nt
Organism: Entamoeba dispar SAW760
Lineage: Eukaryota; Evosea; Mastigamoebida; Endamoebidae
Exons: 1
Coding region: 1-1524 (507 amino acids)
Biological process (GO): ribosomal large subunit biogenesis
Cellular component (GO): nucleoplasm; Noc2p-Noc3p complex; nucleolus
Source: RefSeq, a predicted model, not a curated record
AUGCCAAAGAGAAAUCAACCUGAACUUGAUGUUAAAGAAUUUGAUGAUGGUGAUGAAAAUGAAAGUGUUAAUGAAGGGGAAAUGUUUGACAAAAAUAAGUUAGAAGAAUUAAAAGAAAAAGACCCAGAUUUUUAUGAAUUUAUGUUAAAAAAUGACCCAACAAUUUUCCAAGAAGAAGAAGAAGCAAAUGAUGAAGAAAUGGGUUGGACAAUGCCAGACACUGAAGAGCAAGGAGAUUUAGCUAGUACACAACAAGUUAUUGAAAAUGCCAAAAAAGGAAAUGACUCAGCAUUAUUACAAUGUGUUCUUCUUUUUGUUGAUGCAGUUCAAGAAAAACGAAUUGAAACAGCAUCAGAUUAUGAAGCAAUUAUGACAUUUGCUGUUGAUGAAUUACCAAAAUUAAUUAAAAAUAAAAAAGGGAUGUUUAAGAUUUAUAUGAGAGGAGUUGUUCUUGCUUUAAAACAUAUUGAUGAACCAACAAUUCUUCAUGUAUUUAUUGAUAUUAUUAAAGAAAACUCAGAUAAAUAUGCUAUAUCAGAUAGUUAUUCUAAAUGUAUAAGUUCAUUAUCAAUAUUUGCAUUUAAUUAUAAAAGUACAUUAAGAAGUAUUGCAAUAGAAACAAUGACUGCAGUAAUUAAAGCAUCAAGAAAAGAUGAAAUUCGAAUGGAAAAAAGUUUAAGAAUUAUUUUUGGAAAUUAUAUGAAAAGUUGUAAACAAUUUUCAAGAAAUACUUCUGAAUUAUUUAAUGAAUCACAACAAUUUAUAAAGAAAAUAAGUUUAUUUAAUAUGAAAGCAACUUAUAAUAUUUUAUUUGAAUAUAUUAGAAAUAUUGCUCUUUCAACAAAAAAUUGUAAUACUGAUUUAAAUUCAUUUAAAAGUGUUUGUUCAUUUGGAUGUAUUAAAACAUUUGAAAUUAUUGCAAUUUGUUUAAAAGCAAAUGUAGAUGAAAAAGUAACUCAAUUAUAUCAUCCAUUUUGUCAAUUAUUGUGUGGAUUAUUAAAUUUUGUUAAAGGAAUAACACAUUUUCCAGUUGUUCUUCAUUUUAUUCAAAUUUUAAAUUCAGUUGUUUCUGAAAAACUCUUUGUUUCACCAAUUCCACCUAUACUUGUUGCAUUUGAACAACUAUCUCAAGUUAAACCAAAACCUUCAUCAACAGAACAAAACUCAUCAAAGAAAAGUAAAAAAGAAUAUGAAGAAAUUGAUUUUUCAUAUUCUCUUCAAAUAUCAAAAGAAGAAACUCGAAACGCAGACUUUAUAGUUUCAGCAACAAAUGCACUUAUUAAAGAAUUAACCAAUUAUUUUAAUAUCUUCAAUAAAUCAAUUGCACUUCCAGAACUUGCAUGUCAAUGUAUUAGUUCAUUAAAAAAAAUAACUAAACAAUGUAAAAUUGUUGUUUUAAAUAAUAAAAUUAAUACCUUCAUUCAAAAAUUGAAUAAAAAUAUUGAAGUUAUUAAACAGAAGAGAAACGGAAUUGAUUUUGGACCAUUUGAUGUGACUAAAGUAAUGGAAUUUGAAUCUAAUUGA